Messenger RNA from Ahaetulla prasina, 5784 nucleotides. RefSeq names its product golgin subfamily A member 6-like protein 22. The record is from RefSeq and is a predicted model, not a curated record. Bases 268 to 1947 code for a protein of 559 amino acids. The transcript has 5 exons. Gene Ontology annotation, cellular component: secretory granule. Lineage: Eukaryota; Metazoa; Chordata; Lepidosauria; Squamata; Colubridae.
CUCCCCUCUUUCCAGCCGGAGGUAUCAAACCUGCUUGGUAGGCAAUGCGAAAUCAUGCAGGAAUUCUCUAACCCACUGGAAAGGGGUGUGUGUGUUUGAUUGAUUUAUUUAAAAAAAGGGGGGGUCUCAUUAGCACCCGUAUAAAGAGACUCUCCCCCCCAGCCUUCUGUUUAGGAGCAGGUGACAUCACUUCCUUCCCGGCCUCCUCCUUAGCAUUCCCCCCGCCCCUUUCUCCAAAGUCUACGAUGCGUCUCUAUUCAGUUCCACAUGCAAAGAGAAGUCCUUCAGGCUCCCCCAUCCAAGGACGUUGGCCGGGUGUCCGCAAGAGCUCCCUUUGCGUGGGGUUCCCCCCACCCUACCCCACCCACUCCCUCUUUUACUCCUUUCUGGGAUCUCCUUGCCUUCUCCCACCCAAACCCACCGCCCCAAAGAGGGGCGAGAGAGGCAGCUUCGCUGAGGAUUUGCACCAUGGUUUAUCUGGAAGCGUCGCUUCUGCUCUUUUUCCUCUGCCAAGCAUUUUCGAUGCCCGUACCUACUCAGCUGUCCAAGGACGAUGAAACGGUGGUUAAAUGCAUCUCGGAAAUCUUAGCAGACGCCCUGUCCAGAUCCAGCCCAAUGCCGGUGACCAGCAACUGCAUGAAGAUCUUGAGGGAGGACGACAGAGUCCUGACGAUGCUCCAUCAUCGGCAUCUGCUGACGGAGUUGGAGGAACUCGCCCAUCAAGAAAAUACAAAGCAUCUCCUGGCCCAGGAAACGGACCACAGUUCUCGGGACGGAAAGCAACAAGGAGAACUCAAGAAGCGGGAAGAGCCUGCCCAACAGAAGGAAGCUGCCCCUGAGAAGAGGGAAGAGCACGCUGGUGAAACGAAAGAAGAGGAGAAGAAGGACGAGGAGGAGAAGAAGAAGGAAGAGGAGAAGAAGAAGGAAGAGGAGAAGAAGGAUGAGGAGGAGAAGAAGGACGAGGAGAAGGAAGAGGAGAAGAAGGUGGAGGAGAAGAAGAAGAAGGAAGAGGAGAAGAAAGUGGAGAAGAAGAAGGAAGAGGAGAAGAAGGACGAGGAGGACAAGAAGAAGAAGGAAGAGGAGGAGAAGAAGAAGAAGGAAGAGGAGAAGGAGGAGGUGACGAAGAAGGGUGAAAAAACUGAAGACCCAAAGGAGAAAACUGAGGUCUCUCAAGAGGAAGAACUUCGAGAUGCUUUGAAAGAACAGGAGGAAGAGGAGGAGGAGGAGGGAGAUAUAAAGAAGAGGACCUCCUCAGAGACGUGGCACUCCAAGGAAUAUUUUGGCCACGUCAAGAGAAGAGGUUCUAGGCCGCCCAAAAUCAGAAAGGGAGACGAAGAAGGCCAGGAGAGGCCGGAAAUGGGCAAGAGACACUUUAGGAUGGAUGAGGAAGAGAGGGAUGGCGCCUCAGAAGAAGAGAAGAAGAAAUACCAUCCUGGAGGACACAGCGAUGAUGAGAAGUGGGAGGGAGAAGAGAGGAGAUCUGCCGUGGCCAAGAGGGUGGCGGAGAAGGCCAGCGACGAGGAGACUGCGCAGUUUGAAGAGGAAGAACAAGCGAAGGGUCUUAAAAGCUCCAAGUCCAAGGCCCACCUCCAUAAAGGGUUGAAGACACGGCAGGAAGAAGCAGAGGAAGAGGAGGAGGAGGAGAACCACAACAAGGCGAGACACGGCCACCACCAUCCAUCGGUUGACUUGGACCUCAAGAUGAGGUAUUGGAAGGAUCAGGUGGAUCUGAGGGGCAGACACCACACUCCUGAGGAGGAAGAGGAAGAGGAGGAGGAGGAAGGAAAGCACUCCAGGAAGAGGAAGGUUGGUAUCAAGGCAGAGUCACUUUGGGUACCCGUCAGCUGGUUUGAUUUAAAAAAAAAAAAAAAAAAGAGGCUUCAAAUAAGUUUUGAUGGCUUCUGCUUUCAAAAAAUAAAAAAUAAAAGGAAAGAGAAAGGAAAAUAAAACAGAAAAAUAAAAGGAGCUGGGAAGAUCCAGGAGGAAGUGAAGAUUUAGGUGCCUAAAAACUGUUUUCUCCUAAAUAUGGAUACUUUAGGAUAGGGGUCUCCAACCUUGGUGAUUUUAAAACUUAAAAUCACACCCAUCUUAAAGUUCAAUGUCAUGAUAGCCAGGGAAUUCUGGGAGUUGAAGUCCACCCAUCUUAAAGUUCAAUAGCUUACUGGCUGGGGAAUUCUGGGAGUUGAAGUCCAGAAGUUGUAAAAUCCCCAAGGUUGCUCUCCCCUGCUUUAGGAGCCAAUGGUCAGAGCUCUUUUGUCCUCCUCACCACGAUUGAUUCGCUUCGUAACUGCGGCCAAAAGGCUCACAAACUCGGCCGCGUCUCACUGAACAACUCCUUCGCUUAACGAUGGAAAUCCCGGUCCCAAUUCUGGUCGUACAUUUGAGGACUACCUCCACCCUGACAUAGUCUUCUCCAUAGGUUGUUUACCAGGGCCCUUUGCCCUCUAAAAACAUCUUUCCUCAAUUUGGGAAUGUCAGGGGAGCCUUAGAAGUUCUCAGCUAAACAGUCUGGGGAAUUGUGGGAGUUGAAGUCCAGGCAUCGGAGGACGGAGACGACAGUACAAAUGCGAGAUAAGUUCCUCUUUGGGCUUUUUUUUAACCAAUUCUUUUUUUUACCUCGCGUGUUGCUUUUCUCUUAGGCUCCGGAGGUGGACAAACUGGAAGAGAUCGAGCGGGAGUUGAAGUGGGCUGCUGACAAGCUAGGAGAACUGAAGAAGGGCUAAAUCCUGCGGCCGACUCAGGAGCUGGGGAGGGUAGGAGAAAUCCCAGCUAUCAAGUAGCCUUCUAUCAGCCCCCCCCCCACCCCCACUUUCUCUCUUGACCCUUGUAUUCAGCUUGGCUUUAGACUGUUAAACUAAGUUUUCCCGUGCUUACAAUGAUAAUAAAGAAGAGAAUAUUUGUAGCUCAGGGUUGUUGGAAUCCCGAGCCAUCUCUGACCUUGGUGGUUUUCUUGAAGAUGUUUUGUGACCAAACUAGGGAACAUGAUCAGCGCUAGAAAGAGUGGGGUAUGUGGAGAGGAGGAAAAGGAGGAGGAGGAGGCGGAGAACUGUGGGGGUCCGUGGGGGUCUUCUGUGCUUCUGGUGGACGUUUCAUUACCCAGCGAAGUAACAUCUUCAGGACUAGAAGGGAAUGGGGUUUGCUCUCUGUUUCUAUUCAAGUGGUUUGGCCUGUCCGCGUUGGUGGUUUCUUGUGAGAUCCUUGGUGCUCUUUGAGCGUGGAGGUUUUCUUGCAGAUGUUUCAGGACCCAGCUAAGUAACAUCAACAGUGCUAGAAGGAGGGGGGUGUUUUGCUCCCUUGAUAUUUCCUUGAUAAGGCUAAAGGAAUUUGGUGGGAGGAACUACCAACUCAGACAAUUAACUACAGUCUAACAACCAAAGUAAAUAACAAAGGUAAGGGACGCAGCGGUUCAGUCGUUAAGACGCUGAGCUUGUUGAUCGAAAGGUCGGCAGUUCAGCGGUUCGAAUCCCUAGUGCUGCCGUGUAACGGGGUGAGCUCCCAUUAUUUGUCCCAGCUUCUGCCAACCUAGCAGUUCGAAAGCACGUAAAAAAAUGCAAGUGGAAAAAUAGGGACCAUUUUGGUGGGAAGGUAACAGCGUUCCGUGGCAUUGAGUCAUGCCGGCCACAUGACCACGGAGACGUCUUCGGACAGCGCUGGCUCUUUGGCUUUGAAACGGAGAUGAGCAGCGCCCCCUAGAGUCGGGAAUGACUAGCACAUACAUGCGAGGGGAACCUUUACCUUUAAUAACCAAAGAAUGACCAAAAACACUCCCACCAACACCGAAGCCACUUGUAUAUAAACAGACAGCAAACACCAUUCCCUUCUAGAGCUGAUGACACUAUCUAGUUGGGUCAUGAAACGUCUGGAAGAAAACCAGACCACAGUCUUCCUCCUCCUCCUCCUCUCCACACUCCCUUUUCAUACUGAUGUUACCUAGUUGGGUCAUGAAACGACCAUAAGAAAGCAACCAAGUUCAGAGAGCGUCAAGGACCGCAACAAAUAUCCGCCUGACUUGCCUUUCGUCACAAAACAAGGCGUCCCUUUUACUUCCCAGGUAAAGAGCUCAAUCUGGCUACAGGAGACUGUUUUCCCACUCACCACCGUCCUCAGAUCUCUGCUUGCUACUGCCAGGAUAGCUUUGAUCGCCUCCUAAAAGCUUAGUGCUACCCGUGUAUUUUAUUAUGUAUUUUCGAUUACAAACACUUUAAAUGGCUGGCAGACAAGUUUGCACUGCAAUUUUUUUCUACGUCGCAAUUCCAGGGAUAGUCAAACGGGAACAAGGCUGUCUUUUCUGUGUCUUGCAUCGAGAUAAAAAUAUAUAUAUAUUAGUUUAAUCCGGGUUUUUCACUUUUUGGCAACUGGAAGAUGGGUGGGAUUUUAACUCCCAGAAUUCCCCAGCCAGCAUGAAUUGAAGUCCACCCAUUUUCAAGUUGCCACGGGUGAAGAAGAAAAAAAAAAGCAACAACUAUCAGGGGCUCCCAUAAUCUUAAAUUUCCACUCGUAAUAGGGGUGACCUGUGGCACCUCAGUAUUUUGCUGUUGUAAGCUUGCCUUUUUCCUAACUGCUGCAGUCGUUCUGCUGCACCGUUGCAUCAAAUGUAUUUUGAAUCUGCACACACUGCAAAUAAAAAUAAUUGCCUAAGACAAGGUUUGCUGUGCCUGUGUGUGAGCUGGUGGUGUCUCCAAGACAGCUGUUCCAUUGUGCUCCGGCAUCCGGUGAAUUCACCUCUCUUCCUCCAGCUUAUUUUGGUGGAUCGAGUUGCUUUUGGCUUCCAUUUUACACACACACAUUAAGAGGGACGUGUCCCUGCCUCCAGUUAGAAGAGCUAGUUUGGUCUAGUGGUGAAGGCGGCAGGUUAGAAAGUGGGAGACGGGGAGUUGUAGUCCUGCCUUAAGCGUGAAAGCUGGCUUGGUGACUUUGGGCCGAUCACCAGGAGACUGAGUUCUAGUCCCGCUUUAGGCAUCAAAGCCAGCUGGGCGACUUUGAGCCAAUCACCAGGAGACUGGGAGUUCUAGUCCCUCCUUAGGCGUGAAAGCUGGCUGGUAACUUUGAGCCAAUCACCAGGAGACGGUGAAUUCUAGUCUGGCCUUAAAUAUAAAAGACAGCUGGAUGACUGGGCCAAUAACCAGAUGGUGACUUCUAGUCCCGCCUUAGGCAUGAAAGCCAGCUGGGUGACUUUGGACCACUCACCGUCUCUUAGCCCAACCAACCUCACAGGGUUGUUGUGAGUAAAACUCACCAGGUUCAAGGUCAACUCAGCCUCCCAUCCUUCCAAGGUGGGUCAAAUGAGGACCCAGAUUGUUGGGGGCAAGAUGCCGACUGCUUAGAGAGGAUUGUAAAGUGCUAUUGCUAUUUUCAGAUCCAAAGCAGAAUAAGUUGCCAGUCUGGGUUGGUCUCAGACCUCUUCUUUAAUGACACCCUCCUUGGAGACUAAGAUGUAAAAUUUUCCUUGUACAUUUCUGUCCAUUCAAGGGGCGUUCAACGCAAUUAUGGGAGGGAUUGCUGCUGGAUUGCCAGAUUUUCGAUAGCUGAGGUGCAUUUGCUUUUUAUUUAUUUAUCCCCUCUUUUUUAUUUUUACAACUAAGACAGCGAGCAUAUCAACACACCUUCCUCUUUAAUUCGAACUGCCAAAUUGCAGGCAGCCGGCAGGCAGCAGAAGUAGCCUGCAGUACUGCACUCUAACCACUGCGCCACGGUGGGAUGGGGUGUGUGUGUUGAUUUGUGGGUUCUCCCAUCCGAGUCUGAUGCCGCUGAACUUUCAGGCAGGGGUUGCUGGCGCCAGCAGCA